Daldinia childiae is the source of this 753-nucleotide messenger RNA. RefSeq lists its product as uncharacterized. The transcript has a single exon. Bases 1 to 753 code for a protein of 250 amino acids. Lineage: Eukaryota; Fungi; Ascomycota; Sordariomycetes; Xylariales; Hypoxylaceae. The record is from RefSeq and is a predicted model, not a curated record. Gene Ontology annotation, molecular function: DNA binding.
AUGGAUCUAUCGAAUACAGCUGCCAUGCAAAUACCACUUUAUAUAGCACCGCCAAACCUAAUAAGCCACUCGAGGAGCGGUGCUAAAUAUCGUGCCUACUCAGAAGACGACAUGGCAAGAGCAGAACAAGCCAUUGCAGAAGAAGGCCUAUCACUCCGCCAAGCCUCCAUCAGGUUCAACGUCCCUAAGACUACAUUGGCGGAGCGGCUAGGUGAUAAACGGCCCAGACCGCCUCCUCGUAAGUCGGACGAGGAGAACAAGCAGCGGACCAGGUACCAAUGGGCAGAGACCGACAUGGCAAGUGCCAUCGAGGCAGUCCAAAACGGAGACAAGAUCGGCGAGGCAGCCAGACGGUUCGGCGUCCCGCCUAGCCAUCUCAACGCACGGACACGGGGUAGAGCACCCAAGAACCUCCGCAGCGAGCUAUCUCGGCUAACGCUCAGGCAAGAAGGUCUUCUCGCCGACUGGGCGACCGCUCAGUCGGCGUUGGGAUGUCCGCCGACUAAGAACGAAUUGUUCGGUCUGGCGGAACGGGUGCUGGAGAAGCAGGGCUCGGAUAAGAAGCUGGGAAAACAGUGGAUUGUGCAUUGGAUGAGGAGGUAUCCCCAGAUCGAAAUUCUGGAGUGGGAAGCUAAGGAACUUAAGCCGAAAAGAGGCCAAAGGACAGAUUCUGCUGUAGCGUUUUCUGUAGAUCCGUUUGAGCCGGUUAUUGAUCUGGAUGAGCUUUGUUACGGUGCCCCGGGAAAUACCUAG